Molecule: messenger RNA, 2039 nt
Organism: Pungitius pungitius (ninespine stickleback)
Lineage: Eukaryota; Metazoa; Chordata; Actinopteri; Perciformes; Gasterosteidae
Gene: rtbdn
Product: retbindin
Exons: 7
Coding region: 280-1122 (280 amino acids)
Cellular component (GO): external side of plasma membrane
Molecular function (GO): riboflavin transmembrane transporter activity; riboflavin binding; signaling receptor activity
Source: RefSeq, a predicted model, not a curated record
CCUUCAUAUAAACCGGUGACAAAGUGGCGAGCAGCGGCCCCCAAGAAGCAGAGAUCACAGCCAGCACGGGGAGAGGCAGACAGAGAGAGAGGGAGAGAGAGAGGCAGACAGAGAGAGAGAGAGGGGGAGAGAGAGAGAGAGAGAGAGAGGGACCGGAGCAGCGAGCAGCACUUACAGGCGCGCGAUCCACAGCAACACACCGGAGAGACGCGGAGAAAACACACGCACCGACGGAGGAGCAUAAUAACCCCAACGACAGACCUGUUUGCGGCUGCAGCGAUGGGCGUCACCUCUGGACCUCUGCUAUUGGCUUGCACGUAUUUGGCGGCUGCGCUGAUUGGAGGAACCCGCUCGGAGGGCUUGUGUCUCCAAGACGGCAAGCACAAGGCUGCGCCCGGCCCGGAGCCGCAGCUGACGGAGUGCGGGCUCUACGCAGACAAUAGCUGUUGCACAGAAGACAACAUCCAGGACAUCUCACAUGUGCCCUCUGAUGCCAAUAAGAACGAACCCUGGGACAAGUGUGGGGCUCUGAGCUCUGAGUGCAAAGGCUUCCUGAAGCGCGUGUCUUGUUUUUACCGCUGCUCCCCCGAUGCCGCGCGUUGGCCCCAUCCCCACCGCCGCUCGUACAUCCAGGCCGUUCCUCUCUGCCACAGCUUCUGCCGUGACUGGUUUGACGCCUGCAGGAUGGACAUGACGUGUGCUCGUAACUGGGCCAAAGACCCCAGGGGACACAACUGCACCGGAACAUGUGUCCAGUAUCAGCAGAUGUACCAGCACGGCAGGGACCUCUGCGAGAGCCUGUGGGGGGACGCCUUCAUCAGCGUGGAGGAUGAGCCGGAGUACGCGGGCGAGGCCGGGGAGGCCGGGUCAGAGGGCGGCGGCGGUCGCCCCUGCGGCUGCCUGACCCUCAGUCCCUCGGACAAGGACGUGAUGGCGGCGCUCCGGGCCCAGCAGGACGACCCGGAGGAGCUGGACACCACCAAGGCCGGCCUGCCCCAGUACCGCGCCCCGUGCCAGACCAAGCUGCCCCCGCAGGCCAGGAGCGGCAGGAAGGGCAACUACGUGCUGCACAAGCGCUCCGUCAUGGUGGAGGACGUGGAGGGGAGCGGCAGCGGCCUGUAGAGGGGAGGGGUAGGCGGGGACAUAUUUAGUGAUCGUUGUCUAGAUCCUUAUCCAUAAAGGCAAAGGAGUUGUAACCUCGCUCCCACUUACUAACCUCACCACAGACCUAAACUGGCAUCAUCGUUAUCGUCCCAUUCUACGUGUACUCUCUGUGGUUUAGAAGACAAUAGACCGAGAAGCGCUCAAUACACAGCUGCUUAUUUAUUUGAACAGCCUGAAUAGUCUGUAUUUUAAAAAGCAAGUAUCACCAAUAGGGGAAACGUCCUCAAUUCUGCCAUGGCUUCAAUUCUAAGUGUAGUGAUGUCUUAUCUCAGAAGUUUCGUGAGGCCGUGUAAAGAAACAUUCACGUGUUGGUGUGCGGCCGUCGCCGUCCUCGGCAGCGUCGGCGCUUGUGCAUGAAUCCAACGUCAGUCCUCAGAGGACCUUCUCGUGGCAGUGUUGUAGGCGCGAUGUACCCCCCCCCCCCAGGUGGCUUUAACCUGUGCGCUAGUCCGUCGUUCAAAGCAGAUCUUACUCUUGUGAUGCCGUUUCGUGCAUGUCUACGUGUCACAAGGUCUACGAUAGCGGAGCCCCCCCCCCCUCCCUCUGCAGAUUUUAAAUAAUAAUAAUGAAUGUAGCUUUCUAACAGAGAUUACUGGCCCUGGCCGCGAGGGGGGGGGGGGGAGGGGUCUUGAUACUCAGAAACAAAUCUGCCCGCUCCAGUAGAUCCUCGUACCAUGAAGGGUGCUGUGGUAGUUUGAUGUACCGUGGAUGUUUCUUUUAUAAAUACGGCGCGUGUUUUUCUUAGAGCGAGGCACUGUUAGAUGUACAUGUUUUGUAAAAAAUAAGAAGGGCAACAGAGUUGUCAGAUUUACGGUGAUUUACAGUGUUUGUUGUGCUUUAAGUUCCCAAUAAAGACAAUUUUUUGUAAAUGCCAA